AUGCAGCAACAGGACAACAAGCCUUUGGAAAUUGUUCAUGACGAUCGGACAAUGAGCUCGCUCAACAAGAAUAUAACGCAAGAACAACAAGAAGGAGUCAAUAAUAAUUUAUCAUCUUCUACCCCCUUUUCAAGCCCAUUUCUUUUGAGUAAUGAUGAAAUUCGGAAACUCAGAAUUGAAGAUCAUCGGUUGGAGUGGUAUCGAAGAAGACACUAUCAAAAUUGUUUUGCAUUGGAUACAUGGUAUCAACAAUUGGAGAAGUAUACAUUUCGUACUGUGAGCGUAGAAUUGAAAUUUGAAGAAGCCAAGGCUUUAAUUUCUCUGAUUAAAUUGAAUCAAAGUAGCAAUGAGAGAGUAGCGAGUGAUUUUAAGCAUCGUUUAACCGAUUCCGAGUUGAAAUUGUUGAAGAAUAUUGAGGAGAGAAUCGAUGACUGUAUGAAACAACACGAAGAAAUGUUUAAGAAUGGAGCAUUUGUUAAAUUGAAUACUAGGAGUCCAAAAGACGUUCCUUGGAGAGAACAUGAAAAUCCCAUCUAUCAACAACUAGUCCAAAUAGAAAUGGAUCAAUUGCAAGAAAACACUCCCAACCAUGUAUAUAUUGCAUUCUUAAAAGCAAUGAAUAAGAGCAUGAGAGUUCGAAAUGGAAAAGAGGCUCUAGAACUUCUAAGUCGUUCACAACGAAUUUAUGAAGAUUUACAAAAGAAUACAGAAUUUGGUGAGGAAUUGUAUGAUAGCAAAAUUAUCAUUCGAGAGUGGAUUGAUGAAGUUAUUGAGAACCCUCAGUACGAAUUUCGAUGUUUUGUUCAUGAAAAUCGUUUGAACGCAAUUUCACAAUAUUUCUGUGAUGUUAAGUUUCAAGAAUUAUGUGAUCGAAAACUAGAAAUUCAGCAUCAAAUUAAUGACUUCUUUCAAAACACGGUAUUGACCUCAAUCACACAUGCAAGUUUUGUGAUUGACUUUUUUGUUUCACCUACAAGAGGAGUCAUGGUGAUUGAGUUAAAUCCCUUUCAUAUUGGUGCUGGAGCUUGUUUAUUUUCAUGGAAACAAGAUCGACAAAUCAUGAUGUUUGGUCCCCAAGAAUUUAGAAUUAAGGAACAAAAUGCAGACGAAUCCAUUUACAAAUCAUUUUUAACCGUUCCAUGGGAGAAGCAUUUAGUUUUGCAUCACCAUGUUCAAUCUCCCAAUUAUUCGAGAGAGGAGCUUCUUUUGAAGAACAAGGAAGCUCCUGAAGAAGGUAAAUGUGUGUUGGCUUAA
Naegleria lovaniensis is the source of this 1254-nucleotide messenger RNA. RefSeq lists its product as uncharacterized. The record is from RefSeq and is a predicted model, not a curated record. Bases 1 to 1254 code for a protein of 417 amino acids. Lineage: Eukaryota; Heterolobosea; Eutetramitea; Acrasida; Naegleriidae. Gene Ontology annotation, cellular component: cytoplasm. The transcript has 2 exons.